AUGACCAACCUCCUCACCUCGGUUCUCCCCCAACCACGAACCACCAUUCUCGGAAAAAUCAACAUCCCCUUUCCCAACGACAAGAUCUCCGAAUUCACCCCCUCGUCCCUCGAACUCCUAACUCAACUCCUCAGUCGAGCCCCAGGCCAACUGCCCUCCCUCCCCUGGUUCCACGACCAGAGCACUCUUCUCCACACCUUCCCGCCCUGCCUCUUACACCCCAAAAGCAGCGGCAUUAUUCCACGUCUUGCCGCUUCUCUAUCUUCCCUAAAGUUAGGCGAGAAAAAAGCUAUUUUAUGUCCUGCGCAUAAACCCCUCAACCCGUAUCUCAUCCGUGAGAUAUUCCUCGAGUUAACUGCUGAGUGCACUACUCGGCUCGCGCAUCUCACUCCUGCUGCUACUGCUUCAUCCGCCGACCUACCACUCCAUAUUCAAGAAUUGGUAGCUCGAAUGCAAAAGCUGAAUAGUACCUGGAUGCAACCGGAUAUAUAUCGACAAGCCUAUCAAGUAUCUCCCUCAACACCUCGCUACGAACGCAUAGCCUCAGGCUGCGAAGCCUGUAUUCUAGCCACCAUCGGCGGCGAUCGAACCAUCGUGCGCGAUCUCCUCGCGUCGAUUUUGGGACGCCGAAAGAAGAAUAGGGUGAUGGAGGGCUGGAUCGAUGUAGUACGAGCAUGGGGAUCAUGGCAGGAAGAUUCCGACGCCCUGACAUUGGAAUGUACGAACCUCGGACGCGAAAUCGGUCGAUGUAGAAAACAGCGUCAUGUACUGAGAAGAGCUGCGAGAAGAGCCGCGACGAGAGAACAAUUGGGUGGGACAAUAAACCCAUUUGCGAGAAAUAGCGAUUCCCAAACACUUAAUGGACGCGAUUCACUUGAAGAAGAGCAAGACGAGAAAGGAGAUGUGGAGAAUGAAAUUGUGGAUUUUUACGCCAACAUGAUGUCUCAGACAUCUCUUGCCUUGAAUGCAUCAUCGUCUUCUACUCAAAAUUUACAUCCAGAAGAAGGUGUGCACCCCGCAUUCCGCGGUACCAUGAUAUUCACGGGCGAUUUUUUCCAAAAUGCUUCGCGAGCAGUGCACGAGCAAGAGAGACGUCACUCAGUUUAUUCCCGCAGCGAAUACAACACCUCCCAAAUAUCACACCACGGAGCCGCAGCACGCGCCAGCGCAUAUCGAAAACUCGUUGGAGACGAGGAGAACGUCGAAUCAGAUGAAGAUGAGGAACUCGAAUUCACAAAUCCAUUUGUCGAUCUGCCAACACUGGGAAAUCGACCCGCGUACCGGGGAAGCCAGUAUGAGAACCCACGAGCAUAUCCCGCGCCUCCUUCUCCUCGAACUGUGAUUAGCAUACCCGAAGACAAAUCCAAGCACAAGCCCGCACCACGUCAUCGACGUCCUGAACCUCAAGAAAAUCCUUUCGCAAGAAAGUCACAUGUUGCUCACUCUGAAGGUGGUAGGCAUGGUGAUCGGGAGACUCGGAUCAGUGAUUUCAUGCAAUAG
Sclerotinia borealis F-4128 is the source of this 1500-nucleotide messenger RNA. Lineage: Eukaryota; Fungi; Ascomycota; Leotiomycetes; Helotiales; Sclerotiniaceae. The record is from the annotation of a GenBank genome assembly.